UGCCGAGCCGGAGCAUCUGUUGAGCGCAGGGCGCGGAGGCAGGCGCAGCCCGGCCGGGGCUGAGCGCGGCUCGCUGGAAGCGGCGGCACAUCGAUCACGUUGAUCACACUGAUCGCACUGAUCACAUUGAUCACACGGAUCACAUUGAUCACACGGCCGCGCGGCCAAUUAGCGCCGGCAGCCGGGGCCAGCCCUCGUGCCUGCGCGCUGCCCAUCUAUCGGCGCUAAUUACCGAGACGCUUCAUGCCUACUUUGGAUGGGAAUUAAUUCGAGGCCGGAUAAAUAAUGCAUUAGGGUUUCUCCAGCCCCACGUGGAGCGGCGCCCCGAGGCAGGGCUGGAGCGGCGGCAGCGGCGGCGGGGAUGCGCGGGGCGGCGGCCGGGGCCGGGCGCUGAGGCUGCGGGCAGCGCCCAGCCGGGAGCAUGCUGAGCCCCAAGAUCCGGCAGGCCCGGAGAGCCCGGUCAAGGAGUCUGGUGAUGGGUGAACAGAUUGGGCCUCCCUCCAGACCAUCUUCCCCAAACCCUCAGGAACGUGUGCUGAAGUGUGGCUGGCUCAAGAAACAGAGGAGCAUCAUGAAGAACUGGCAGCAGCGCUGGUUUGUGCUGCGUGGGGAUCAGCUCUUCUACUACAAGGAUGAAGAGGAAACUAAGCCUCAGGGUUUGAUACUACUGCAAGGCAGUCAGGUGAAUGAGCUGCCACCUAAUCCUGACGAACCAGGGAAACAUCUGUUUGAAAUUACUCCAGGUGGUGCAGGGGACCGGGAAAAGAUGCCUGCCAAUCAUGAGGCUUUCCUGCUCAUGGCUAAUUCCCAGAAUGAAAUGGAAGAUUGGGUGAAAGCCAUCCGACGGGUUAUAUGGGCUCCAUUUGGUGGAGGUAUUGCAAAUAGCUCACAUGCACAUAAAUUAAAACAUUUGCCUCAAGGGAUCUUCGGGCAGCGCCUGGAGGACACGGUGCAGUACGAGAGGCGCUAUGGGCAGCGCCUGGCCCCGCUGCUGGUGGAGCAGUGCGUGGAUUUCAUCCGUGAGCGAGGCCUCACCGAGGAGGGGCUCUUCCGCAUGCCCGGGCAGGCCAACCUCGUCAAAGAUCUGCAGGACUCUUUUGACUGUGGAGAGAAACCCCUUUUUGACAGCAACACAGAUGUUCACACUGUGGCGUCCCUCCUGAAGCUUUACCUUCGAGAGCUGCCAGAGCCUGUCAUCCCCUUUGCCAAAUACGAAGACUUUCUUUCUUGUGGACAGCUACUCUCAAAAGAUGAGGGAGAGGGUACCCAGGAACUGGUUAAACAGGUGAAGAAUUUGCCCCAAGCCAACUACAACCUCCUCAAAUACAUAUGCAAGUUCCUUGAUGAAGUUCAGGCUCAUUCCAGCAUUAACAAGAUGAGUGUCCAGAACCUGGCUACAGUAUUUGGACCAAACAUUCUGCGGCCCAAAAUGGAGGAUCCAGUGACCAUGAUGGAAGGCACCUCUCUGGUUCAGCACCUGAUGACAGUGCUGAUCAGUGAGCAGGGGCGGAUCUUUGCUGUUCCUCAGGCGGAUGUGCCAGGGAGCCAGCUGGAGAUCAAACCAAUGCGCCAGCGCAGCACUGUCGAGUGGAUCUCCGAGGAGGACGGGGAGGACAGCAGGUCACAGAACAGCGCUGCCAGCCCCACUGAUUUGCCUUCUGGCAAUGCUGUGGCUCUGGAGGCCACUCCAGGACCUACAGUGAAAAUCACUCCUCCAGAGCAGAGUGGCAAAUCGACCCAGCCUGCCACGAGCCCCAGUAAAAGAGUGCAGACGCUGCCUCCAUGGAAAUACUCCUUCCGCCAGCAGGGAGCACGGUCUGUGAGCCCAAAGCUGGGCAGUUCUUCCUUAGACAUCCCCAACCUCUCCUCCAGUGGGAACUGGUUGAUGAAUGGCCUGUACUCCCUCCGAGGCCAUCGCCGGACAGCCUCUGGGGAGCGAGUGAAAGACUCGUGUUCCUCCCAGAGACUCUCCACUUAUGACAAUGUCCCCUCAUCCAGCCUGUCCCUCAGCACCCACAGCAUGGCCAGCACCACCUGGUCCACAUCAUCCUGUGAGAUCUCCGUGAUGGACUCGGUGAGCAGCUGCCCAGCCUGCCGGGCCACUGACUCUUCUGCUUUGAGCUCCCUAAAAACCGAGUGGGUAACUCAGGGCUCACUGUCCCAGAGCGAGGGCAAGACUGCAGAUCUGGAGAACAGCAUGGACAGGUUUGAAGCCUGCAGCAGCAGCAGCAGUGAACAGAGUGACCCGGCUGCAGCUUCCCGAGACUCUGUCCAAUGCUCCAGGGCCUUACAGAGCUUGGUGGUGGAGCUAAAGACAGAGCUGAGCAAACAGAGGACUGAGUAUGAGACUAGUAUCAAAAGAAUUGAAGAAACAAGUGCAGAUCUGAGGAACCAAGUGGUUAGAUUAGAAGAAGAACUGGACCAAGAACGAAAGAAAUACACAAUGCUGGAGAUAAAGCUGAGGAAUUCCGAACGCGCUCGUGAAGAUGCUGAGAAGAGAAAUUACCUCCUGCAGAAGGAAAUGGAAGAAUUUUUUUCAACAUUGGGAUGUUUAACUGUUGGGAGUCAAAGUGCUAAAGUCCCCAAGUAGAACAAAUAUAGAAAAUCCUAUUCCUGACAAAAUGAGUGAAAAUGCAUAUUUUGUUCUGGUAUACUCAUGUAUCAUGAGUAAUUCUAUCGUGAUUGUGCUCUCAGUGACACUUGCCCUGUUGUCUCUACAUGUGCUAUAGUAUUUGGGCCAGCUGGGAAAGACUGCUGACCACAAAGCUUGAAAAUUUAGUGUCAGAUUGCCAAGAAAUAGUGGGUCCCCUCUGUAUCCACAGAACAAUAAGAUACUCUUCUCCAGAGUGUCCUGAUGCCAUCUUAGGACUCAGCUGCACCAUCCUUUUGUUGGCUCAAGGAGAGUGGAAGGUCCUGCAGAGUGGGUGGAUGGCCAGAACCAACAGACAAGCUGAACCUGGAGCUGAGGGAUCCUCACACUUGUGCUUGGGAAGGUGGCAGUUCUAGCCUGUCACCACGGCCAGGACAUUUGCCAGAUGGAUUUAAUGAGGUGGCUUUCGCCCUACUCCCUCCAUAAAGUUUGUUCAAAUUUCUCAUUCCUAGAGUGAUAUUAUUUUAUGAAGAUAUUGCGAAAACAAGGUCUGCAAACAUGCUGAAGAUACCAAAAUCUUGACAAUUCACUAAAAUUGUCCCUUACCCACUUAAUGUUUUUAGUGUUUCACAAAAAUGCAGCUUUAAAUUAAACUGUGAUUAAUAAUGACAUUGGCUACACAAACUCUUUGGAACUUUAAAUAUGCACAUUUUGCCUUAGGUAUCUGAAGGUUUUCUGAGCCAAAAAUAGAGCAGUAUUAGCUGCAAGAAAAAAAAAUCUUAUGAGAUGAUAUAUGUAUUAAGGCAGAAGAUGGAAGAUCUUUAUCAUCAAAACACAUCCAAACUUUAAUAGCAAAACUUAUGUUCUUACAGGGAUAUGAGGGGACAGGAAGAAUACUGCACACAACCCAUCAUCCCAACUUCCUUACUUCUGCUAAGGAAAAAUCAUUAGAAUGAAGCUGUGAGUUCUGGUAAUUUGCUGCUGGGCUGACUUCCCUUCCACGUGAUUUCAAGAAGUUCUGCAUAGCAUUUGUAACACCCUGUGUCAUGCAGAGCCUGCACACAGAAAAUUGUUUCACCAGAUUCAGCUUGAAUUUCACCUGCAAGCCCAGCAUCGUUCACUUUGUCUUGGCACUCCAUCUUUGACAUCCUGAGGUAGCUUGGGAGUCUCUAAGGAGAAAGAAUUUUAACAAAAAGUGCCACAACAACAUGAACUGGCUAAAGGGAAAGUAUGGACUGUAACAAAGAAGAUUGCUUUAAGUAUUUUGGAAAAGUGCCCUGAAUCUCAUUUCUUACUAGAGAAGACUUUGAUUCACUGUCUGGAAAUAACCUUAGAAUGGGUUUUUACAUACCAGGACAUAGUAAAUACUGAAAGAUACACUUUCUCCUCAGCAUCUCACAGAUAUCCAGGUAUUUCAAUAUUUUGAACAUCUAGGUAUUAACUUGUUUCUAUUGCACUGUAAAACCUCUCCUUAUUACAGAAAUGUAAAAAAUUGUAAACCAUUUAAAGUGAGCAAAAAGCAGAAUUUAAACCUAAUCUUUCCUGGAUAAGAAAUGUCAAGCAAGGUGACACAGUAAAUCAUGUGGAUUGGUGCACUCAGUUAUUUCAAAACCUUUUUCCUACUUCCCAGGCUCUCCAGCUGCCCUGCAUUCCUUACUGCCCCAGCAUGAGGCAGGUACCUGCACGUUCAGGAGCAGCUGCCUGCCACCUGCAGGCAUCGGCAUCAUCCCCAAUUUUUUUUCCCACCUCUGCCUUGAAUUCAUUACCAAUGGUCUCAAGUUAUCAUUUAAGGAAUAAGAUGGCCAUUUAAAACAGCAGCAUAAUCAGAUGCAUAAUGUGAGAGAGAAGCAGUAACAGUGACUGAGCUGGAAAAGCAAGCAGUGUGGCAGGGAGCUGGAGGUACAAGGUCAGUCAUCACAAAAAUAAACCUUAAUAUUGGAGGGUGGUCUAAUGGUUGUAAGUAGAAAACCAGAAAGCAGCAUUCAAUCCCAUUCAGUACUAGUAGCAAGCAGGGUAUUUUAUUGUCCUUUUUUAUUUCUACCCAAAUCAUAGAAGGCUUUCACUGACAGCCCACAGCUCCCUUACGCUAGUUAUAUUGCAUUAUCACCUGUAAGUAUCCAAUGCAGAC
Melospiza georgiana is the source of this 4718-nucleotide messenger RNA. It is a transcript of the gene ARHGAP22, whose product is annotated as Rho GTPase activating protein 22. Gene Ontology annotation, cellular component: focal adhesion. Lineage: Eukaryota; Metazoa; Chordata; Aves; Passeriformes; Passerellidae. The record is from RefSeq and is a predicted model, not a curated record. The coding region runs from base 422 to 2590 and encodes 722 amino acids. The transcript has 11 exons. Gene Ontology annotation, molecular function: GTPase activator activity. Gene Ontology annotation, biological process: signal transduction; activation of GTPase activity.